Schizophyllum commune H4-8 is the source of this 2514-nucleotide messenger RNA. RefSeq names its product glycoside hydrolase family 92 protein. The coding region runs from base 13 to 2514 and encodes 833 amino acids. The transcript is spliced from 17 exons. Gene Ontology annotation, biological process: protein deglycosylation; carbohydrate metabolic process; glycoprotein catabolic process. The record is from RefSeq and is a predicted model, not a curated record. Lineage: Eukaryota; Fungi; Basidiomycota; Agaricomycetes; Agaricales; Schizophyllaceae. Gene Ontology annotation, molecular function: carbohydrate binding; peptide-N4-(N-acetyl-beta-glucosaminyl)asparagine amidase activity. Gene Ontology annotation, cellular component: nucleus; cytosol.
CUGUGAGUCAACAUGCCAGCCUUUCAUUCAGCCGUUUUGUGUCUCGCACUCUCUUUCUCGUCAUUCCUUGCGAACGCGCAACCGGCGCCCGAGGUCCAGCAGCGCAUUUCUCAGGCGAUCGCAAAUGCAGCCAAUGAGACGAGCCCGGACUAUACGUCUUUCGUUAAUGUUUUUAUCGGAACAGACAACUUUGGCGAUGUCUGCCCUGGUGCUUCCGUUCCUUAUGGCAUGGCCAAAAUCACCACCGAUAUGACAGGUUACUCGCCUUCUGGCUACAUCACCGACGCCACCCAGUACAUCCGCGGCCUCAGCCCCCUCCACGACAGCGGCACCGGCGCCUCAGGCGACUACGGCAACUUCGCCGUCAUGCCCCUCCUCUGCCCUGACGGGUACACUACCUGCGCCACCAGCUGGAACAACCGCCAGCGCUACCGCAAGGCCAACACCGACGACGGCUCCCCGGGAUACUUCGCUCUCACGCUCGACAACGAGAUCAAGAUGGAGGCGACGGCGACGAGGAGGGCGGGCUUGGAGAAGUUCACCUUCCCGGAGGGGGCGAAGCCGUACUUUCUGAUUGAUCUGGCGAACGAUUUGACGCAAAGUUUUGCGGGUGGGGAGAUGAGUAUCGUUCCCGAGCAAGGGAGGGUGACGAUUGGAGGGUGGUAUGGUUCGAGCUUCGGUCCCGGCUCCUUCAAUUACCAGACGUUUGCCUGCUACGACCUCUUGAACGGAGGAAACCAAACCCUUGACGAGUACGGCGUCUGGACGGCGAACAACUACGGCCUCGACGCCAAAGGCCUCGGCCAGACCCACCUCAACCUCACCCGCUCCCUCAUCGGCGACCACUACGAAUCCGGCGCCCUCUUCUCCUUCGCCACGCCCACCUCCACCUCCUCCCCUCCCCAAAUCACCCUCCGCGUCGGCGUCUCCUUCGUCUCCGCCGCCCAAGCCUGCGCGAACGCCGAGUCCGAGGUCGGCAGCAGGUCGUUCGACGAGGUGUGGGCGGAGGCGCGCGAGUUGUGGAAUGAGAAGCUGAUGCGGAUCGAAAUUGAUGUGGGCGGGACGCCGCCGAAUGUGACGGAGAUGCUGUAUUCGUCGCUGUAUAGGGCGAAUCUGACGCCGAACAAUGCGACGGGCGAGACGCAGGGCAAGUAUGCGGGCACGAGCUCGUAUUACUUCGACUCGUUUUAUGCUAGCUGGGACACCUACCGUACCUUCUACCCGCUCAUGACGCUCACCUCCGCCACCGAAUACGCACAAAUCGUUGACUCCUACAUCGACGGUUGGCGCAAGGAAGGCUGGCUGCCCGAGACGCGCGCAAAUAACCUGCCCGGGUGGACGCAAGGCGGCUCCUCCGCGGACAACAUCCUCUCCCACUUCGCCGUCCACUACCACAACGAGGCAUCCGCGCUCGGCAUCGAUCUCGACGAGCUGUACUCUGCAGUGCUCACUGACGGCGAGGUCAAUCCGCCAGAGUGGAAUAUCUAUGGCAGGCAAUCGAAUGUGUACAAGCAAUACGGCUAUAUCCCUUAUAACGUCCUCGACACGUCCAGCGUCGGUCGGCAGACGCGCGAGGCGAGUCGAACGCUCGAGUACGCCUUCGAAGAUUUCGGCAUCCGGCAGGUCGCGCAGCUCCUUGGGCAUGCGGACGAUGAGGACAGAUACACAAACCGAUCCUACUGGUACCGCAACGUCUGGGACUCGAGCGUCGAGAGCGAUGGCUUUACUGGCUUCCCGCAGAAGCGUUCCCCGGACGGCAGUUUCAGCUACACGGACCCCAUCAACUGCUCGCCGAAUGACUCGAACACGAGCCGACCGUGCUCUUUGACGGAAGACAACGUGAACGGCUUUUACGAGUCCUCAGCAUGGGAGUAUGCCUGGUUCGCGCCGCACGAUACGGCGCAUCUCAUCGAGGCGAUGGGAGGGAACGCACGUAUUGACACCUUCGUCAGCCGCCUUGACCACUUCUUUGAUGCAGGAUACUACCUGGCCGGCAACGAACCGUCUUUCCAGACGCCCAUCGGCUACCACUACGCGGAUCAUCCGACGAAGUCGGUAGACCGCGUGCGCGAGGUGGUCUUCAAGAACUUUGGCAUCACACCGGCGGGACUGCCUGGAAAUGAUGAUCAAGCCGCUAUGGCAUCGCUGCUGACUUUCCACAUCCUUGGCUUAUAUCCUGUUCCAUCCACCACCCAGCUCCUCAUUCUCUCACCCUUCGUUCCGAAGUACACGAUUCACAAUCCUUACCUCGGUAUCAGCACGACAGUGACAGUCGUCGGCUACGACCAAGCAUCCGUCGCGCAGACGAUUCCGGAUGGGGUGUCUGCGUACGUUGAGAGCGUCGCGAUCAACGGGGAGACCCUCACAUCGCGGUGCCACUUCGACUUCUACGACGCCUUCCGGCUGGGAGGCAAUAUCACCAUAACGCUGACAUCGGACAAGGCGGCGGCGGAUAAUUGCGGUGACGCAGUCCCGGAGAGCCUGUCGACUGGCGGUUUCUCAAGUACUCGUUGA